Cuscuta campestris is the source of this 676-nucleotide messenger RNA. The record is from the annotation of a GenBank genome assembly. Lineage: Eukaryota; Viridiplantae; Streptophyta; Magnoliopsida; Solanales; Convolvulaceae.
UGGUUCAUCAUAUAAAUUACAUAGUAUGAUUAUUCAAAUAUUCGUUUAUGAUUCGAUAACUAUUCGAAUAUUAAUCAAAUACUUAUUCAAAUCUUAUUUUAAAUUCGUUUCAUAUUCGGAUUCGGAUUCGUAUUUAAAAAAAUUAAACAAAUACAAAUUCAAAAGAAACUACUCUCGCAUAAGUCCACUGCCAUUAAACCCUCCCCUUUUCUGCUAAACUCUCAAACCGAUUAAAGCCUAAAACAACGGGAUGGACAUCGAUCUGAUCGAGAAGCUACCAGAACUCGAUGCAGUAGAUAAAAUCAAACUUGAUGGGGAAGAUGAUGAAAAACUACUUGAGGAAGCUGAGCAACUCUACGAACAUGGCCAGGCUUCUGUUUCGGUUGGGAUUAACAAUAGGUAUGGUUCCUUUGCUGCCCCUUUCAUUCUCUCCCUUUUUCCUCUUCGUCAGUGAAUGAACCAAGAAUCUGAUAAUUUGGGAGUAGAGUAGAUGAAAACAGAAUAUUUAUCUCUCUUCCAUGGUUGUUUUUUUCUCUCCAACUUUCAUUAAGCUGAUCUACAACUUUCCGUCUCUUUGUUGGAACUUGGAAGGGGCCAUUCACUUGGUCAACUUCCUCACAGCUCAGAUAUGGCUCCACGAGGCCACAAGUUAGAACAAUAAGUUAUCUUGCAAAUU